Molecule: messenger RNA, 2001 nt
Organism: Drosophila sulfurigaster albostrigata
Lineage: Eukaryota; Metazoa; Arthropoda; Insecta; Diptera; Drosophilidae
Product: leucine-rich repeat-containing protein 70
Exons: 2
Coding region: 219-1793 (524 amino acids)
Cellular component (GO): extracellular matrix
Molecular function (GO): protein binding
Source: RefSeq, a predicted model, not a curated record
UAGUUCCAGUUCGUCUUCGAAAGGUGUUUGUUCGAAUUAAACGGUCAUAAUUUUGAAAAUCAAAACCAUAUGCAAUUGGAGCAGUGCCUCAGUAAUUAAUAUCGCAAGUGCGCUUUACGUGUGUUGGAAUUUCAUACAUAUAAAAAUUAUCGAGAAAUAAACAUAAAACCAGCAGACGAAAGAAAAUACACAAAGGCAACGUCGACAACGUGUACAAAAUGAGGCACAAAUUGUUGCUGCUGCUGCUAAAUGCAACAGCCCUGCUGCUAAGUACAGUGAGUGGGCAGUACGAGAAUAUUCCCUACCAGUCGGUGACCGACAUUUGCACGACUUGCGUCUGCAUUUCAACGAAGGAUGACAACAAUCGGGUGCACUACACUCUCAACUGUGCCAUGAAGAACUUUGAGCAUAUUCUCGCUCGCUGGCCCACAAAUUUUGACACCCAGGACACGGGCACUGAGGUUGUGGCCUCGUAUUCCGGCAACAAUAUUCGCCUGCUGCAACAGUUGCCGGCAACAACGGCGGCUGUGACAUUCUCGUGUCGUCACUGCGGCAUUCAACAGUUGCAGGCGCCACUUUUCAUGGACGUGCCCAAUGUGGAGGCAUUGUAUCUGAGUUGGAACGAGAUUGCGGAUGAUGCCCUGAAGCCGGAACUGUUUCGUGGCCCCUUUAACAGCACCAAGUAUGAGCCGAUUGCGCUCAAGGAUCUGGAUCUCAGUCACAAUCGCAUCGCUCGCCUGGAUCGCAAACUCUUCGAGCAUACGCCACAGCUGCGCAAACUUAAUUUGGCCUCCAAUAAACUGAGUGUUUUGGAUAAUGCGACGACAGCUGCGCUGGCAGCGAUUCCCAAUCUCCAACGACUCGAUUUGUCCUACAAUCAGAUGGUCACAUUGUCAAUUGAUUUGUUUCCCCCAUUGCACAGUCUUCACAUACUCGACAUCUCGGGCAAUGAGUUCGCCGUUGUGCCUGCCUCCAUAAGACAGCUGAGCAAAUCGCUGCAGCAACUGAAUCUGGCCUACAAUCCACUGGCCAAAAUCGAUGCACACAGUUUCCGGCAGUUGGAUGCACUGCGUCGCCUUAACAUCAGCAAUCUGCCCAUGCUGCGCAGCAUUGAGCUGGGCGCCUUGCAGCUGCCUGCCUUGGAGCAACUCCACUGUGCACACAAUCCAAAGCUGGAGAACUUUGAGUUUGUGGAUCUGCUGGCGAGUCGCAAUCUCACGCUGCUGGACAUCUCACAGAAUGCAUUGACCACGCUGGCGCUCAACGUGAGUGGCAACAGCACAGCAACAACUUGGCCACGUUUGCGUAGUUUGGCCAUUGCCGGCAAUCCUUGGUACUGCAGCUGUGAACUGUUCAAUACCUUGGAGCUGGCUGGCGCUCCCCAGGUGCUGCAAUCCCAGGAGACUCUGGCGCGCUGUACCACACCAUAUUUGCUGGCUGGAACUCCGCUCACCAAUUUGACUGCUGAGCGUAUUUGCAACAUGGUCAUACCCAAGAAGUAUCAGCCUGUCGAGGAUGAUCCACCGCGUUUUCUGCGACGUCGCUACAUCAUUCUCACCGUCAUCAUUGCCAGCGUCGUGGUUGUCGCCGGCCUCAUCAUUGGCUUCAUCGUGGUGUGUGUGCGACGUCGUCUCAAGGGAAACGAAUACGGUGUCCAGCCCAUACGCUACACCAGCGUCAGGGGCAGCAAUCUGUCCGCGUUCUCGCAACUGCAACCGGUCUCGGUGACCAGUAAGUUUGGUAACCCAGCUGCAGCUGGAGGAGCUGGCACAACGGGUGCACCAAAUGCCUGAAACGCUCUCGAUGCGCUUUGAACCACAUGAGCCAAAGAUGUCCACGAAAGUGUGCUGUACAUAAUAUAUAUUUUGAAUCCGAGAGGAGUUCGUCAUGCCACCACCAAGCAUACAUCCGUAGUGUCUAGUGUUGCCAUUCGCUGUUUGUAUUGUACUUAAGUUUUCGAUAGUUUAUAAUUUGUCAAAUAAAACGCAUUUUUAUACACAA